Molecule: messenger RNA, 1821 nt
Organism: Fraxinus pennsylvanica
Lineage: Eukaryota; Viridiplantae; Streptophyta; Magnoliopsida; Lamiales; Oleaceae
Source: the annotation of a GenBank genome assembly
AUGGGUUCCCGAACAGUUGAUCUCUGGUCAGAAAUUGUAGCGGCUGAAGUGGAAGAGGAAAAUCAGCAAUCGGAGCCAGAAAUUGUGGUAUUUUAUCGGCGCCAAAAAGCAAAUAUUAACAAUCAAAAAGAUGCAGCAAGGAGGCAAUCAAACUCAAAUAGUGGGGAUGAAAAUCGACUGAGCCUAGCGCCGGUUAAGCGAAUCAGUUGGAAUCGUUCCCUUUCCACUAGAGGGAGAACAAGCAUUGCUGCCACUGCAUGUGCAGAUUAUCAGCCACAACAGAGGAUCCCUCGAAGAAAAGCUAAACCACCUCUUCCUAGAGGAAAAGCCUUACAACCUCCAAACUUUGAUAAAGAAAGGGCAUAUUUUCAAGAGGUUGAUUCCUUUGAAUUGCUUGAAGAGAGUCCCUCACCCAAGAAAUCCGGUACAUGGACUAUGGGUGUCCAAGUUGAUAAUGUUGUCAUACCACAUUUAUCUUCAGUAUUAAGGAAAUGGCUGGUUUAUAAGAAGCUAAAUCGAAGUUAUGGAUUUCCUGGCUCACUUUCUAAGAUAUUAGAAACGCCUGAAGUAUCUAAGGAUCUGGUUUAUCAUGAUGGUUUUUCGAGUUCAAUAUUGAAAACCUCAGGAAAAGAAUCUCUGCAAAUCCAUUCGAGAUCAAAUUCAAUUCAGACUAGAUUUGAUUCAAGCUCUACCAUUGGAGAUGCCACUAGAAUGCCUAUUAAGGAGGAAUGUGAAGAUAUUGAAGUUGCAGUUACUAAACUCUCUCUGACUUCAAGGCCUUCUUCAUUGGAUGGUUACCGCUGGGAUUCUUUCUCAGCUCUUUUGACAGCCUGUGGGCAGUGUGCUCCUUCAAAAUUGACAGACAUCUUAUCGAGUUACUGUGACCGAGAAAGUAUCAUCAAGGUCGGUGAAGGAACAUAUGGAGAAGCUUUCAAGGUUGGUGGAAAUGUUUGUAAAAUUGUCCCAUUUGAUGGAGAUAUACGAGUAAAUGGAGAAGUGCAGAAGAAAUCAGAAGAACUGCUUGAGGAAGUUAUCCUUUCUUGCACUCUUAAUCGCCUAAGAGGUCACGAGAGUAAUGUGGUCAAUGCCUGCACUACCUUUAUACAAACAAUAGAUUUGAGGGUGUGCCAAGGUCAUUAUGAUGCUGCUUUGAUAAGUGCAUGGGAAAACUGGGAUGGGGAGCAUGGCUCAGAAAAUGAUCAUCCUAAAGAAUUUCCAGAAAAUCAGUGUUAUGUUGUUUUUGUUCAAGAACAUGGUGGUCAGGAUCUUGAGAGCUUUGUUCUUUUAAACUUCGAUGAAGCUCGGAGUUUAUUGGUUCAGGUCACUAUUGCAUUGGCUGUAGCUGAGGCUGCAUAUGAAUUUGAACACCGAGACUUGCACUGGGGGAAUAUUCUAUUAAGUCGAAAGGGUUCAGACACACUGCAAUUUACUCUCGAGGGAAGACAAAUAAAUGUCAGAACUUUUGGAUUGCUGAUAUCCAUAAUUGAUUUUACCCUGUCAAGAAUCAACACAGGUGAAGAUAUACUCUUUCUGGACUUGUCAUCAGACCCAGAACUCUUUAAUGGCCCAAGAGGAGAUAUACAAGCUGAUACGUACAGGAAGAUGAGGGAUGUUACUGAUGAUUGUUGGGAAGGAAGUUUCCCCAAGACAAACGUGAUGUGGCUGCAGUACCUGGUAGAUAUUUUGCUAAGGAAGAAAUCCUAUGAUAAAACACACAAAGAUGAUAGGGAAUUACGUUCUCUGAAGAAGCGCCUAAACAGCUAUGGUUCGGCUAAAGAAGCAACCUUGGAUCCUUUCUUCAUUGACUUGUUUGUUUCUUGA